Molecule: messenger RNA, 2799 nt
Organism: Plasmodium adleri (nom. inval.)
Lineage: Eukaryota; Apicomplexa; Aconoidasida; Haemosporida; Plasmodiidae
Product: conserved Plasmodium protein, unknown function
Exons: 1
Coding region: 1-2799 (932 amino acids)
Source: RefSeq, a predicted model, not a curated record
AUGAUUAAGAAAAAAGAAAUAUUUAAAGAUGUAAAACAUGUUGUAAGAUUUGAAAGAUUUUUUUAUAGUAAUAACUAUAAAGAGAUUGAAAAUAAAUUAAAAUAUAAUAAUCACCUUUUAAGAUUAAUUAAAAAUGUAAAAAAUAUUAAUGAAAAUAAUUCAUCACUUAAAGAACACAAUGACGUUUACAAUUUGGAUGUGGCAAUAUGUUAUUUGUAUAAAAAUAUAAAUAUAACAUAUAAAAAUGAAUUAAAAAAAAAUAGAUAUAAUAAUUAUAUAAUUGAUCAUAAUAAUAAAAUAGAUUCAUAUGAUCCAUAUAUGAAAAAUGAUAAGUAUAAAGUUAUAGUCAAUAAUAUAAAUAAUAGUAAUUCAAAAAAUAAAAUGUACUUAUAUAUUAUGAAUAAUAUAAAUAUUUUUACAACUAAUCAUAUACUAUUAAUAUUAUAUAGUUUUCUUAUAUAUAAAAUAAAAUGGGAACAUAUUAAAAAAAUAAAUGAACAUGUUUUAAACAAUAUAUAUAAUUUUAAAACGUACGAAUUAAUAUUAAUACAAAUAUUUUUUACCUAUUUUGAAAUUAAAUAUAAUGAAAAAGGCAAAAGAAAUGAUGGUACAUAUAAAUUACAAGAAGGAAAUAUUAUAUCAUCAUAUGGAAUGGACAACAAAACAGAGAAUAAUAUUAUGAAUAAGAACAAUAAUAAUGUAAUAACAUAUAUGUCAAGGGAUCUUAUUAAAUAUUGCAAUAAUAUAUAUUAUAAAAGGAGAGAAAAUAUCCAAUUAAAUGAUAUACUACAUUUAUGUUGUAUAUAUUAUAAUUAUAAAGUAUAUAAUAAAGAGUUAUAUAAUUAUUUUAUUGAUUUUUUAAACACUAAAUUGUAUAUGUUAAAUAUUAAUAAAAUUAUGGAAAAUAUAAAAAAGGAUAGAAACAAAGUUAUUCAUAAUUAUAUACAUAUAUAUAACACAUCUGGGUCUAAUCAUCAUAAAAUAGAUGAUCAUUCUAAGCACCAGUUUGAUAAACUGUCUAAAAUUAUUCAAGCAUACUACUAUCUGUCAAGUAUACAAAUUAAAGGAAGACAUAAUAUAGAUUUUUAUAAAUUUUCAGAUUUUAUAAAUAAAUAUAAAGAUAUUAUUACACAUUUAAAUAUUAAUGAUGUAUUUUUAUUACUACAAUUAUCUCAAAAUAUUAAUUCUGUAAAUAUAAAAUUAUAUAUUUUAGAUAUACUAUAUAAUAAAUUAUCACAACAGUAUUUAGUUAACGAUUUCUUUUUAGAGUAUCAAAAAAGAAAGGAACAUGUAGAGGAUAAAAAUUUUAAGAAAUGUAUAAAUAUAUUUAAUUCGUUAUAUAAAUAUAUACCCAUAUAUAAUAAUAAUUGUGAUAAUAAUAAUAUAAAUGAUACAUAUGUUGAAAAUAAAGAAAAGAGUUUUAUAUCUUCAAAUGAUACUUAUAAUAUUGAUAAGAAUAUUUCUCAAAUGAUAAAUGAGAAAAAAGAAAAAAUAAUAAAAAAAAUGAACUUUUUUGAUGAUAUAAAUAAAUAUAUUGUAAUAGACAAGAUUUUUGAUAACCAAAAAUAUCUUUAUAUUCUUCUUUCAUCAUUAAACAAUAUAAAAAUUAAUAAUAGUUCUACGUUACAUUGUUUAUUCUUUUUUUUAAAUUCAUUAAGCAAAUGUAACAAUAUAGACCUUAUUUUGUCAUAUAUAAAUUUUAUAAGUAGACAUAUAAAUAAUAUAUAUAUAUUAACAUAUGUAGAAUAUAUUUAUUAUUGUAUGACCACAAAAUUUUUUAAUAAUAUUACUUCAGAAAAGAUUGAAAUAUUAAUGUUAAAUAUUUUUCAAUUUUUAAAAACAAAAAAUGGUAUGAAGAUUACACCAAAUGAAAAAGAAGAAGAAAUAAAAAAUGAUAAUACAAAUGAAUAUAUAAUAAAUGAAAAAAUAAAUGAUGAAAGUUCAAUUAUGAAAGAAGAAAAUAAUUUAUAUAUACUGAAAGAUUUUUUUUUUGAAAAAAAUGAGGAAUUUCUUUUAUUGCUAUAUUAUAAUAAUCAAGAUAUGUAUGAACAUAUACGAGAUAAUUUAUUAAAUAUAAGAAUGGACAAAAUAAAUAAUUUAAAUGAAUUUUUAUUUCAUUAUAUUUAUAAAAAUAUGAUAAAAUAUACAUUAUUAUAUUUAAAAAAUUUUGUAUUUUAUAUUAAUAAUAUAACUAUACUUGAUAAUAUACUACACACAUUUUUAAAUAUAUAUAAUUAUUAUUAUCUACAUAAUAACAAUAAUAGUAUUAUUCAUUUUGAAUUAUUAUAUAAACCAUCAAUAUUAUUUUUUCAGAAAAUUAUUCUUUUAAAUUUUUUAAGUAUAUAUAAUAAUAAACAACAUAAAUAUAAUACAUAUCAUAAUAAUCUAGUACAUAAUAUUUUAAAUAUAAUAACUCUCGAAAAUAGCAUAAAUAAUGAUAUAUUAAUCUUUAAUUAUAUGAUGAAUAUGUAUUUUAUAAAAACUUCCUUGUCUUCAGAAUCAUAUAAUGAAAAUAUUUUAGAAUAUAUAACAAAUAUCAUACAACCUUAUAUUAACGAUAAAAUUUAUUUAAAAUAUAACAAUGGAUAUAUAAUGGAUUCAAAUAUAAAAAAUAAUAUAAAUACAGAAUUAUAUAAAAAUGUCCAUAUAAAUAAUAUGAUGAUAUGUGAAAUGAUACAAAAUCAAUUUAAUACAUAUGUAAUUAAUUUAUUACUACUAAUUUAUGAUAACAAAAAUUUUAACAACAUAUUUGAAUUCAUAAGACACUACUUAUAUACCUAUGCAACUAAGCCUCAAUAA